CGGCCAGCACAACACCAAACAACGGGGCACGCACGCCUUUGGCAGCAGGGAGCGGCGGCAGAGGAAGGGGGGAAGGGAGCAAGCAAGGCAAGGGAUUCCGCCUCGCGAGAACGAUGGGGUUCAUGCUGCGGGUGAGGCUGGCCUCCUUCUUCGCCGGCGCCGCCGCCGCCGGGGCCGCCGGCGGCUUCUUCCUCUACAAGGACUACAAGCUCGCCCACGACUCCAUGGCCCUCCAGGUCAAAGGCCUACAAGACCAUGUGGAUGCCCGUUACAAAGCUCUUGACAAACGACUUGCUACAUUGGAAGACCAGAAAACCAGCGAGACUGCUCCAGACGUGGGCGUGCCAUCUGAUUAGUCUGUUCAUUGGCUGGCUUGAGUAUGGAUGAUUUACGACUGUUUACUUUAACCUGUGUUAUCGUCUCUUGGAGGCAAAAGCCGAUGACUGACUGCAAAAUAAUUUAGUGAAGAGUUUUUUUUUUGUGUGUGGCAAUGAAGCUUCUGUAGUGUUAUAGAUGCCCAUGGGGAUACCCAACCUUGCAAAACCAUUUCACUUUUGAUGGCACUGAACCUUGGCAGUCAAGCUCGAUCAUUUACCAAUGUACCUGUGUGAAAGUUUCUUUACCUGUUUGCUGCCAGGAACUUGGAUGUUUUAAGAUGCCUGCUGUUAUUCUUUUUCAAAA
Messenger RNA from Oryza sativa Japonica Group (Japanese rice), 681 nucleotides. RefSeq lists its product as uncharacterized. NCBI's taxonomy places the organism in Eukaryota, Viridiplantae, Streptophyta, Magnoliopsida, Poales, Poaceae. The record is from RefSeq and is a predicted model, not a curated record.